UGGGGUGUUACUCAUAGUAGCGGUGGCCGAUCGAAGCACGCGCGUGCAUUCUCCACAUUACGUGUACACGGCUUACAAGAGAUCCAAGCAUGAGGGUAUUAUGUGUCAUUGGUGUUGCCCUGGUGGCGGCCGCGUGCGUCGAAGCCUACUCGAGCGGCGCACCCACUGACUCUUGCGUGGACAUGGUCCCUCAACAUCCAGUGCCCCCGCAGAAAUCUGCAGCCCCAUAUGUGAUUACCACCAGCACUAAGACCGUAAAAGCCGGCACUCCUAUGGAGGUGGUAAUCUCCGGCAAGGGUCCAUCGAACACCAUCAGAGGACUGCUGCUGCAGGCGCGCCACGGGGACAAGCCGGUGGGCACCUUCACAGUCGCACCCAACGACAACUUCGCGCAACUCCUCAACUGCGGCACUCCAGGAAAUGCCGUAACACACAAAAAACAUGAUGAGAAGCUCGACAAGCAGUCUGUUGCCUUCACCUGGACCCCUCCCGCCGGUUUCAACGACGAAAUUAAAUUCAGGGCCACCAUUGCCUACAACGGAGCUGUAUUCUGGGUUGGAGUAGAAUCAGCCCCAGUCAAGGUGACAAACUAGAGAGGCCCUUGGAUCUACACUGAAAAGUAUUAUUGAGAGAAUUUAUUAGAUUUUAAGUUAAAGUGUAACGAAAAAAAAGUGACCUGAAUGUAUAUAUAUCUAUCCUUUUUUCAUGUAAAAGCACUUCAAUAUUUAUAUUUUUGUACAAUUCGACAAUGCAACUUCUGUUAUCGUUUAAC
Chilo suppressalis (striped riceborer) is the source of this 772-nucleotide messenger RNA. NCBI's taxonomy places the organism in Eukaryota, Metazoa, Arthropoda, Insecta, Lepidoptera, Crambidae. The record is from the annotation of a GenBank genome assembly.